ACCGAGCACCGAAAUCACCACACCGAUAAAGAUCAUCCCCGCACCCGAUCGACUGAAAAGUUCCCCGAUUGGCAUGGGGCCGAGUGAAGGGCUGGGCCCCGCGCCGAUUGGGUAGCUUUUUUUGCGAUCGGGUACGUAAUUUUUACUUUCGGUGCGGAUCUGACAGAUCGCAGAUCAUCCAUUUUCUUACCCGUGGGUAAACAGAUCCAAACCGGUUCCAAACAAAAAAAGGACCCAGAUCCAAGAACCAGUUCCUGGAUCCGGUUCCACUACCCGAUCUCGGCCAAUCGGGGCCGAGCCCUAGCCGAGCGCUAUUUUCAAUUUUUCACUCAGAAAUUUUGUUAAAAUAGCAGACAUGCGGCAACACCGCGAGCAGACUGCCUAGUUUCGGUUGUGUUGUGAGAACUGAGAAGACAGAAGAGGAUAAACUACAAGUUCAGCUUCAUUUUUAAGUUGCUCUACCCGAAAACUGUGAAGUUUACUCUUCAUUAUUUUGUAUGAGAAUGGCUUAUCGCCCAAGUCUGACACGCCUGUGCUUCCGCCAGUUUUCUACAUCCGUUAAAAGAUCGCCAAAGGAAUUAAGAGAAAAAUCUGUGCGAGACCGAUUCCUAAGAGUGGAUCAUGCCGGUGAGGUGGGCGCUGAUCGCAUUUAUGCGGGCCAAAUGGCCGUUCUCGGGAAAACGAAUGUAGGAAACGUAAUCCAGCAUAUGUGGGAUCAAGAGAAGGAGCACAGGAAAAAAUUCGAUGAACUACUUCCUAGAUACCGCACUAGGCCCACUGUGUUGCUACCCAUAUGGAAUGUUGCCGGAUUCGUAUUAGGAGCGGGUCAAAAAAUGGCCAUGGCCUGCACGGCAGCUGUGGAAACAGUAAUCACGGAUCACUAUAACGAUCAGAUCCGCGAACUCAUGAACAACCCGGAGGUAAACAGCGAAUUACUGGAAAUCAUUAGCAAAUUUCGAGACGAAGAAAUGGAGCAUCACGAUACAGCCAUCUUGCAUGAAGCCGAGAAAGCCCCACUGUAUCAGGCAUUCUCACAAGUAGUUAAAAUAGGCUGCAAAGGUGCUAUAUGGUUAUCACACAAAAUUUAACAUCGCGCUAUCAUUCGAAGAAUUUGGUUGUCUGAUUUUAGUUGGGCUUAGCUGCUUUAGAGCUCUUCCCUCCUCGUUUAUAUUGUAUACAUUGGUUAAAUGACAAAUAUAGAAUAUAUUCAGACUGA
Messenger RNA from Daphnia magna, 1216 nucleotides. RefSeq names its product 5-demethoxyubiquinone hydroxylase, mitochondrial-like. Gene Ontology annotation, cellular component: mitochondrial inner membrane; nucleus. Lineage: Eukaryota; Metazoa; Arthropoda; Branchiopoda; Diplostraca; Daphniidae. The transcript has 4 exons. The record is from RefSeq and is a predicted model, not a curated record. Gene Ontology annotation, molecular function: 3-demethoxyubiquinol 3-hydroxylase activity. Bases 498 to 1088 code for a protein of 196 amino acids. Gene Ontology annotation, biological process: determination of adult lifespan; regulation of gene expression; regulation of reactive oxygen species metabolic process.